Molecule: messenger RNA, 1605 nt
Organism: Penicillium alfredii
Lineage: Eukaryota; Fungi; Ascomycota; Eurotiomycetes; Eurotiales; Aspergillaceae
Product: sugar porter family MFS transporter
Exons: 4
Coding region: 1-1605 (534 amino acids)
Biological process (GO): carbohydrate transport; transmembrane transport
Cellular component (GO): membrane
Molecular function (GO): carbohydrate:proton symporter activity
Source: RefSeq, a predicted model, not a curated record
AUGGGUAUCCUAACGCUGGUCGAGGACCGCCCAACCCCCAAGGCCGUCUACAAUUGGCGCGUGUACCUGCUCGCCGGCAUCGCAUCAUGCGGUUCCAACAUGAUCGGCUAUACUAGUGCCUUUAUUGGCACUACCAUCACCCUCCCGUCCUUCAUGGCAGAAUUCGGUCUUGACAAGAUGACCGACCCGGAGGUAAGGUUGAUCAGUGAGAAUAUCGUGUCGCUAUUUAUUGCCGGAGCCUUUUUCGGUGCCUUGUUCACUUAUGCUCUGGGCCAUUUCUGGGGCCGCAAAUGGAGUUUGGUCGUGGCCGCUGCUAUUUUCACUCUGGGAUCGGGCCUGCAAGUAGGUGCCAACCACUCCCGCGGACUAGGCAUUUUGUACGCCGGUCGUGUGUUGUCUGGACUGGGCACGGGUGUGGCCUCGAAUAUCAUCCCCAUUUAUCUUUCUGAGCUGGCGCCUCCGGCUAUUCGAGGACGGCUGGUAGGUCUUUAUGAGCUGGGCUGGCAGAUUGGUGGUUUACUCGGUUUCUGGAUCAACUUCGGCGUUGAGCAACACAUGGGUUCCACUCACCAGCAGUGGGUCAUUCCAUUUGCAAUCCAGAUCGUUCCAUCGGGCCUGCUUUUCAUUGGAGCCAUGUGGAUGAAGGAAUCUCCUCGCUGGCUCUUCUUGAACGGGCACCGAAAGAAGGCAAUGGAGAACCUGUGCUGGAUUCGUCAGCUGGAAGCAUCUGAUAUAUACAUCACCGAGGAGGUGACGGCCAUUGACCAGGCCCUCGAAUACCAGAGGUCGACCAUCGGCAUUGGAUUCUGGAAACCCUUUAAGGCACUCGGCACCCGCAAGAAUAUCAUGUGGCGUCUCUUUUUGGGAUGCAUGCUGUUCUUCUGGCAGAACGGAUCGGGCAUCAACGCCAUCAACUACUACUCGCCUACUAUCUUCAAGUCGAUUGGGGUCGCCGACGGCACAGUGAACCUGACGACCGGUAUUUUUGGUGUCGUCAAGGCCUUCAUGACCUUUGUGUGGUUGCUGUUCCUGGUCGACCAACUGGGACGACGGAACCUGCUUCUUGGUGGUGCAGUCACUGGAUCCAUCUGUAUGUGGAUUAUUGGCGCAUACAUCUGUGCUGUCAGGCCCGAUGAGCAUCCCUCCAAGACCUUGAACAGUGGAGGAAUUGCUGCUAUCUUCUUCUUUUACCUGUGGACUGCCGUCUACACGCCCACUUGGAACGGUACCCCGUGGGUUAUCAACUCGGAAUUCUUCGACCCCAACUUCCGUUCCCUGGCGCAAGCCGCCACUACUGCCAGCAACUGGCUUUUCAACUUCCUCAUCUCCCGAUUCACGGAGCAGAUGUUCGCAACCAUGAACUACGGCGUGUACUUCUUCUUCGCCGCCCUGUCCUUCCUGGCCUUUUUCUUUGCCUUCUUUCUCAUCCCCGAGACCAGCGGUAUCCCGCUGGAGAAGGUUGACCGGCUGUUCGAGUGCAAGCCUGUGUGGCGGGCGAACAAGAUCCUCAAGGAACAGCUGAAGGGCGAGGAGGAGCAGUUCCGGUUUGAUGUGAAGGAUGGUACUAUCCAUCAGGAGAAUGGCGAGGAGCUUGAGCAAAGAUGA